AUGAUACUCCACAUACUUCUUUUCAUUACCAACCAAGCUGGUGAUCGAUUUGAGCAUCGCACGUCUUAUACUCAUAAAAUAUUCUCGGUGCUCGCUUCUAACUUCAUUUCUCUCAAGAGCAUGUUGAGAUUUGGCCUCUUCAGAAGCAUGCAAAUGCUUAGCUCCAGAGCCCUUUCUACCAGCCUUGUGGCUCCUUCUGCCCUUUUAAGGUCAUUUUCCCAUAGUCCCUUGCCAAUAUCUCAAACCAUGGCUAGGAUGCAAACUCUUCAGUUUCCCUUGUCACAAACUUUCCACAGGGAAGUGCAAGUUCCUCUUGUUACCAAUGUAGCAGAGGAUGUAUCCGAAGAUAACACCAUAUACAUGGACUCCGUUUUGAGAAAAAGGAGACUCAAGAUGAAGAAGCACAAAUUGAGAAAGAGAAGACGGAACCAGAGAGCUUUGAAGAAGAGAUUGGGCAAAUUAUAG
This is a messenger RNA of Clavispora lusitaniae ATCC 42720, 465 nucleotides long. The record is from RefSeq and is a predicted model, not a curated record. Lineage: Eukaryota; Fungi; Ascomycota; Pichiomycetes; Serinales; Metschnikowiaceae.